AAACAGACUAACAGAGUGAGGACACAAGGACGGUGACCAAGCAGAGUGACGACGACGCGACAAUCAAGUCCGUAGCUCCGGCGGUAGACUUUGAUAUGGCUUUAGCUCGUCUGUGCCUCAACAGGGCCAUCGCUGGCCGCGCGCAGGCGCUGGCGAGGCCGGCGCUCGCCGCAGCCCCGGCGACAGAUCCGAAACUUCACUCGCUUCUCUCAACCUCGGCAGCCGACUCUGCCGCCUCAGGCGAGGCAAACCGCCGAGAUGUCGCCGUGUCGGAGCGCUCCGCCCCCAAUCGCCGCUGGGCAUGGCGAGACCUCCGCGACUUCACCCCGUUCAGCCUCGUGGACGGUCUCGGGAGCGCGCUGUCGCAGGUGGCGGAGACCCUGGGCCGCCCGCUGGAGCGCCUGGCGCCGUCGCGGCUGCUGUCCGGGAAGGUGCGCGAGGACGAGGCGCGGUACCGGCUGCGUUUCGAGGUGCCGGGCCUCGGCAAGGGCGACGUGCGCGUGGCCGUGGAGGACGGGGUGCUGGUCAUCGAGGGCGAGAAGCGUGAGCACGGGGAGGAGGGCGACGGCGGCGAGUGGUGGUCGACCAGCGGGUACCACGCCAGCCUGCUGCUCCCGGACGACGCGCGCGCCGAGGGGAUCACCGCCGAGGUGAAGGACGGCGUGCUGUACGUCACCGUGCCGCGCACCGGGGAGCGCAAGCGGAACGUCACCGAGGUGAAGGUGCAGUGAUGCGUGUCGUGUCACUCAACUCUUGUGAGUGCUUCUUGUUUGUGAGCCCGUGACUGUUGUGUAUUUUCUCCGGAAAUAAAAUACGUAUCGUGUAC
This is a messenger RNA of Zea mays, 826 nucleotides long. RefSeq names its product chloroplast small heat shock protein. Lineage: Eukaryota; Viridiplantae; Streptophyta; Magnoliopsida; Poales; Poaceae. The record is from RefSeq and is marked validated. Gene Ontology annotation, biological process: response to heat.